Sapajus apella (tufted capuchin) is the source of this 10668-nucleotide messenger RNA. RefSeq names its product laminin subunit alpha 3 (gene LAMA3). Lineage: Eukaryota; Metazoa; Chordata; Mammalia; Primates; Cebidae. Gene Ontology annotation, molecular function: signaling receptor binding. Gene Ontology annotation, biological process: regulation of cell migration; regulation of embryonic development; regulation of cell adhesion. The coding region runs from base 242 to 10258 and encodes 3338 amino acids. The record is from RefSeq and is a predicted model, not a curated record. The transcript has 75 exons. Gene Ontology annotation, cellular component: basement membrane.
GAGCGCUGUCGGUUCCUGAUCCGGCGGGUGCCCGCUCCAGCCGCUGCAGGUUUGCGAGCUGAGCGGCCGCCCCCACGCCGCGGGCUCCCAGCGCGUGGAGCAAGGGGCGCGGCCCGGGCGCCGCCCACACCCGGGGCUGCGCUAGUCCUCGUGUUGCAGGUCCGGGAAACGCGGGCGGAGAGCGGCGGUGCCCCCGAGCCCCUCUGCUGGCGGCGCGGGCCGGAGGACCCUGCGCGGCGGGAUGGCGGCGGCCUCACGGGCUCGGGGUCGGGCACCGGGGCCAGUGCUGCCGCCGACGCCGCUGCUGCUGCCGCUGCUGCUGGCGCUGCGGGCGCUGCCAGCCUGGGGCGCGACCGCUCGGGAUCCCCGGGCCGCGGCCGGGCUCAGCCUGCACCCGCCUUCCUUCAACCUGGCCGAGGCGGCGAGGAUUUGGGCCACCGCCACCUGCGGGGAACGGGGCCUGGCCGACGGGAGGCCCCGGCCCGAGCUCUACUGCAAGUUGGUCGGGGGCCCCACGGCCCCAGGCAGCGGCCACACCAUCCAGGGCCAGUUCUGUGACUAUUGCAAUUCUGAGGACCCCAGGAAAGCACAUCCUGUCACCAAUGCCAUCGAUGGAUCUGAACGUUGGUGGCAAAGCCCUCCUCUGUCCUCAGGCACACAGUACAACAGAGUCAACCUCACCUUGGAUCUGGGUCAGCUCUUCCAUGUGGCCUAUAUUUUAAUCAAAUUUGCAAAUUCUCCUCGCCCUGAUCUGUGGGUCUUGGAAAGAUCUGUAGACUUUGGAAGCACCUACUCACCAUGGCAAUAUUUUGCUCACUCUAAAGUAGACUGUUUAGAAGAAUUUGGGCGGGAGGCAAAUAUGGCUGUCACCCGAGAUGACGAUGUACUUUGUGUUACUGAAUACUCCCGUAUUGUACCUUUGGAAAAUGGUGAGGUUGUGGUGUCCCUGAUAAACGGUCGUCCAGGUGCCAAAAAUUUUACCUUCUCUCACACCCUGAGGGAGUUUACCAAGGCAACAAAUAUCCGCUUGCGUUUUCUUCGGACUAACACCCUUCUUGGACACCUCAUCUCCAAAGCACAGAGAGAUCCAACUGUCACUCGGCGGUAUUAUUACAGCAUAAAGGACAUCAGCAUUGGUGGGCGGUGUGUUUGCAAUGGCCAUGCUGAAGUGUGCAAUGCAAACAAUCCUGAAAAACUGUUUCGGUGUGAAUGCCAGCAUCACACCUGUGGGGAGACGUGUGAUCGCUGCUGCUCGGGGUACAAUCAGAGGCGCUGGCGGCCCGCUGCGUGGGAGCAGAGCCACGAGUGUGAAGCAUGCAACUGCCAUGGCCAUACUAGCGACUGUUACUAUGAUCCAGAUGUUGAGCAGCAGCGGGCAAGCUUGAAUACCCAGGGCAUCUAUGCUGGUGGAGGGGUCUGCAUUAACUGUCAGCACAACACAGCUGGAGUAAACUGUGAACAGUGUGCUGAGGGCUAUUACCGCCCUUAUGGGGUUCCAGCGGAUGCCCCCGAUGGCUGCAUCCCCUGCAGCUGUGACCCUGAGCAUGCAGAUGGCUGUGAACAGGGCUCAGGCCGCUGUCAUUGCAAGCUGAAUUUCCAUGGAGACAACUGUGAGAAGUGUGCAGUUGGAUACUACAAUUUCCCAUUUUGCUUGAGAAUUCCCAUUUUUCCUAUUUCUACUGCAAGUCCAGAAGAUCCAGUAGCUGAAGAUAUAAAAGGGUGUGACUGUAAUCUGGAGGGCGUUCUCCCUGAAAUAUGUGAUGCCUACGGAAGGUGUCUGUGCCGCCCUGAGGUCAAGGGCCCUCGGUGUGAUGCCUGCCGCUCUGGUUUCCACUCAUUCCCUAUUUGCCAAGCCUGCUGGUGUUCAGCCCUGGGAUCCUACCAGACACCCUGCAGCUCAGUGACUGGACAGUGUGAAUGUCAGCCAGGGGUUACAGGACAGCGAUGUGACAGGUGUCUCUCAGGAGCCUAUGAUUUCCCCCACUGCCAAGGUUCCAGCAGUGCUUGUGACCCAGCUGGUACCGUCAACUCCAAUUUGGAGUAUUGCCAAUGCAAGCUUCAUGUUGAAGGUCCUACUUGCAGCAUCUGCAAAGCAUUGUAUUGGAAUCUGGACAAAGAAAAUCCCAGUGGAUGUUCAGAAUGCCAGUGCCAUCAGGCGGGAACAGUGAGUGGAACUGGAGAGUGUAGGCAGGGAGAUGGUGAGUGUCACUGCAAGUCCCAUGUGGGUGGCGAUUCCUGUGACACCUGUGAAGAUGGAUAUUUUGCUUUGGAAAAGAGCAAUUACUUUGGGUGUCAAGGGUGUCAGUGUGACAUCGGUGGGGCGCUGUCCUCCGUGUGCAGUGGGGCCUCCGGGGUGUGCCAGUGCCGGGAGCAUGUCGUGGGAAAGGCUUGCCAGUGGCCUGAAGACAACUACUAUUUCCCAGAUUUGUAUCAUAUGAAGUAUGAGAUUGAAGAUGGUACCACCCCUAAUGGGAGAGAUCUUCGGUUUGGAUUUGAUCCCCUGGCAUUUCCUGAGUUUAGCUGGAGAGGAUAUACCCAGAUGACCUCAGUACAGAAUGAUGUAAGAAUAACAUUGAAUGUGGGGGAGUCAAAUCACUCCUUGUUUCGCGUUAUUCUGAGAUACGUUAACCCUGGAACCGAAGCAGCAUCUGGUCAUAUAACUAUUUAUCCAUCCUGGGGUGAGGCAAGUGCUGCUCAAAGCAAAGAGAUCACCUUCUUGCCGAGUAAGGAGCCAGCCUUUGUCACCGUCCCCGGAAAUGGUUUUGCAGACCCAUUUUCAAUCACCCCAGGAAUAUGGGUUGCUUGUAUUAAGGCAGAAGGAGUCCUUCUGGAUUACCUGGUACUCCUUCCCAGGGACUACUACGAAGCCUCUGUGCUGCAGCUGCCGGUCACAGAACCAUGUGCCUACUCAGGAUCACCCCAGGAAAAUUGCUUGCUCUACCAGCAUUUGCCAGUCACCAGGUUCCCCUGUACCCUGGCUUGUGAGGCCAGACACUUCCUGCUUGAUGGGGAGCCAAGACCCGUGGCAGUGAGGCAGCCCACACCUGCACACCCCAUCAUGGUGGAACUCAGUGGAAGAGAGGUGGAAUUGCAUCUGCGGCUGCAUGUCCCACAGGUUGGCCGCUACGUGGUUGUGGUCGAGUAUUCCAUGGAGGCAACCCAGCUGUUUGUGGCUGAUGUGAAUGUGAAGAGCCCCGGGUCUGUUCUGGCAGGCCAGGUGAACAUUUACAGCUGCAAAUACAGCGUCCUCUGCCGGAGUGCUGUGAUCGAUCACAUGAGCCGCAUCGCCGUGUAUGAGCUAUUGGCAGAUGCAGACAUUCAGCUCAAAGUGCACAUGGCCCGAUUCCUUCUGCAUCAAGUUUGUAUCAUACCCAUUGAAGAAUUCUCAGCCGAGUAUGUGAGACCGCAAGUCCACUGCAUUGCCAGUUACGGGCGAUUUGUCAAUCAAAGUGCCACCUGUGUCUCUCUGGCCCAUGAAACUCCUCCAACAGCAUUGAUUUUGGAUGUUCUGAGUGGCAGGCCUUUCCCUCGCCUGCCCCAGCAAUCUUUACCUUCUCUUGAUGUUCCUGGGCUCACCUUGAAGGCACUGCAGAAUCAAGUGACCUUGAGGGGACGUGUACCACACCUGGGCCGAUACAUCUUUGUCAUCCAUUUCUACCAAGCAGAGCACCCGACGUUUCCCGCGUGGGUGUCGGUGGAUGGCGGGCGGCCGCGGGCAGGCUCUUUCCGUGCUUCUUUUUGCCCCCAUGUGCUUGGCUGCCGGGAUCAAGUGAUAGCCGAAGGCCAGAUUGAGUUUGACAUCUCAGAGCCUGAAGUAGCCGUGACCGUGAAGGUUCCAGAAGGAAAGUCCUUGGUUUUGAUCCGUGUUCUAGUGAUGCCUACAGAAAACUAUGACUACCAAAUACUUCACAAAAAAUCCAUAGACAAGUCACUCGAGUUUAUCACCAAUUGUGGAAAAAACAGCUUUUACAUUGACCCCCAGACAGCCUCCAGAUUCUGUAAGAAUUCCGCCAGGUCCCUGGUGGCCUUUUACCAUAAAGGCGCCCUGCCUUGUGAGUGCCACCCCGCCGGAGCCACUGGCCCUCACUGUAGCCCCGAAGGUGGGCAGUGCCCAUGCCGGCCCAAUGUCAUCGGGCGGCAGUGCACCCGCUGUGCAACAGGCCACUACGGAUUCCCACGCUGCAGGCCAUGCAGCUGUGGCCGGCAACUUUGUGAAGAGAUGACGGGGCAGUGCCGCUGCCCUCCCCGCACAGUCAGGCCCCAGUGCGAGGUCUGUGAGACACACUCGUUCAGCUUCCACCCCGUGGCCGGCUGCGAAGCCUGCAACUGUUCCAGGAGGGGCACUGUCGAGGCUGCCAUGCUGGAGUGUGACCGGGACAGCGGGCAGUGCAGAUGCAAGCCCAGAAUUACAGGACAGCAGUGUGACCAAUGUGCUUCUGGGUUUUACCACUUCCCUGAGUGUGUUCCCUGCGAUUGCAACAGAGAUGGGACUGAGCCAGGAGUGUGUGACCCAGGGACGGGGGCUUGCCUCUGCAAGGAAAACGUAGAAGGCACAGAGUGUGAUGUGUGUCGAGAAGGAUCAUUCCACUUGGACCCAGCCAAUCUCAAGGGUUGUACCAGCUGUUUCUGUUUUGGAGUAAAUAAUCAAUGUCACAGUUCACAUAAGCGAAGAUCUAAGUUUGUGGAUAUGCUGGGCUGGCGCCUGGAGACGGCAGACAGAGUGGAUAUCCCCGUCUCAUUCAACCCGGGCAGCAACAGCAUGGUGGCGGAUCUCCAGGAGCUGCCCACAACCGUCCGCAGCGCGUCCUGGGUCGCACCCGCCUCCUACCUGGGGGACAAGGUUUCUUCAUAUGGUGGCUACCUCACUUACCAAGCCAAGUCCUUUGGCUUGCCUGGUGACAUGGUUCUUCUGGAAAAGAAGCCAGACGUGCAGCUCACUGGUCAGCACUUGUCCAUCAUCUAUGAAGAUGCAAAUACCCCACGGCCAGACCGGCUGCAUCACGGGCGAGUGCAGGUGGUUGAGGGAAACUUCAGACACGCCAGCAGCCGAGCCCCGGUGUCUAGGGAGGAGCUGAUGACAGUGCUGUCUAGACUGGCAGAUGUGCGCAUCCAAGGCCUCCACUUCACAGAGACGCAGAGGCUCACCCUGGGCGAGGUGGGGCUAGAGGAAGCCUCUGACACAGGAAGCGGACGCAUAGCACAUGCUGUGGAAAUGUGUGCCUGCCCCCCUGCCUAUGCUGGCGACUCAUGUCAGGGUUGUAGCCCUGGAUACUAUCGGGAUCACAAAGGCUUGUAUACUGGACGGUGUGUUCCCUGCAAUUGCAACGGACAUUCAAAUCGGUGCCAGGAUGGCUCAGGCAUAUGUAUUAGCUGUCAGCACAACACCGCGGGCGAGCACUGUGAACGCUGCCAGGAGGGCUACUAUGGCAGUGCCAUCCACGGAUCCUGCAGGGCCUGCCCGUGUCCUCACACCAACAGCUUUGCCACCGGCUGUGUGGUGAAUGGGGGAAACGUGCGGUGCUCCUGCAAAGCUGGGUACACAGGAACACAGUGUGAAAGGUGUGCACCAGGAUACUUUGGGAAUCCCCAGAAAUUUGGAGGCAGCUGCCAACCAUGCAAUUGUAACAGCAAUGGCCAGCUGGGCAGUUGUGAUCCCCUGACUGGAGACUGCAUAAACCAAGAACCCAAAGAUAGCAGCCCUGCAGAAGAAUGUGAUGAUUGCGACAGCUGUGUGAUGACCCUCCUGAACGACCUGGCCACCAUGGGCGAGCAGCUCCGCCUGAUCAAGUCUCAGCUGCAGGGCCUGGGUGUCAGCGCGGGGCUUCUGGAGCAGAUGAGGCACGUGGAGACCCAGGCCAAGGACCUGAGGAAUCAGUUGCACAACUACCGUUCUGCCAUUUCAAAUCAUGGAUCAAAACUAGAAGGCCUGGAAAGAGAACUGAGUGAUUUGAAUCGGGAAUUUGAGACUUUGCAAGAAAAGGCUCAAGUAAAUUCCAGAAAAGCACAAACAUUAUACAACAAUGUUAAUAGGGCAACCCAAAGUGCAAAAGAACUGGAUGUGAAGAUUAAAAACGUCAUCCGGAAUGUACACAUUCUCUUGAAGCAGAUCUCUGGGACAGAUGGAGAGGGAAACAACGUGCCUUCAGGUGACUUUUCCAGAGAGUGGGCUGAAGCCCAACGCAUGAUGACGGAGCUUCGGAACCGGAACUUUGAAAAGCACCUGAGAGAAGCGGAAGCUGAUAGAAGGGAGUCUCAGCUCUUGCUGAACCGGAUAAAGACCUGGCAGAAAAUCCAUCAAAUGGAAAACAGUGGGCUUGCUGACAGUAUACGGGCUUCUUUAAAUGAAUACGAAGCCAGACUCAGUGAUCUUCGUGCUGCGCUGCAGGAGGCAGCUGCCCGAGCCAAGCAGGCAACUGGCUUGAACCAAGAGAACGAGAGAGCUUUGGGAGCCAUCCAGAGACAAAUGAAAGAAAUAAAUUCCCUGCAGAAUGAUUUCACCAAGUAUCUGGCCACUGCAGACUCAUCUUUGUUGCAAACCAACAUUGCACUGCAGCUGAUGGAGAAAAGCCAGAAGGAAUAUGAAAAAUUAGCUGCCAGUUUAAAUGAAGCAAGACAGGAACUAAGUGACAAAGUGGGAGAACUUUCCAGAUCUGCUGGUCAAACAUCCCUUGUGGAGAAGGCAGAAAAGCACGCGCAAUCCUUACAAGAGCUGGCAAAGCAGCUGGAGGAGAUCAAGAGAAACACCAGUGGGGAUGAGCUGGUGCGCUGCGCCGUGGAGGCCGCCACCGCCUAUGAGAACAUCCUCAACGCCAUCAAAGCGGCUGAGGACGCGGCCAAUAGGGCCGCCAGUGCAUCCGAGUCUGCCCUCCAGAUAGUGAUAAAGGAAGAUCUGCCAAGAAGAGCUAAAACCCUGAGUUCCAACAGUGAUAAACUGUUAAACGAAGCCAAGAUAACACAGAAGAAGCUACAGCAAGAAGUUAGUCCAGCUCUCAGCAACCUACAGCAAACCCUGAACGUUGUGACAGCUCAGAAAGAAGUGAUAGACACCAAUCUCACAAGUCUCCGAGAUGGUCUUCAUGGGAUACAGAGAGGUGAUACUGAUGCUAUGAUCAGUAUUGCAAAGAGCAUGGUCAGAAAGGCCAGUGACAUCACAGAUGAGGUUCUGGAUGGGCUCAACCCCAUUCAGACAGAUGUGGAGAGAAUUAAGGACACCUAUGGGAGCACACAGAACGAAGACUUCGAAAAGGCUCUGACUGAUGCAGAUAACUCAGUGAAUAAGUUAACCAACAAACUACCUGAUCUUUGGCGCAAGAUUGAAAGUAUCAACCAACAGCUGUUGCCCUUGGGAAACAUCUCUGACAACAUGGACAGAAUACGAGAACUAAUUCAGCAGGCCAGAGAUGCUGCCAGUAAGGUUGCUGUUCCCAUGAGGUUCAAUGGUAAAUCUGGAGUCGAAGUCCGACUGCCAAAUGACCUGGAAGAUUUAAAAGGAUACACAUCUCUGUCCUUGUUUCUCCAAAGGCCCAACUCAAGAGAAAAUGGGGGUACUGAGAAUAUGUUUGUGAUGUACCUUGGAAAUAAAGAUGCCUCCCAGGACUACAUCGGUAUGGCAGUUAUGAAUGGCCAGCUUACCUGUGUCUACAACUUGGGGAACCGUGAGGCUGAACUCCAAGUGGACCAGAUCUUGACUGAGAGCGAGACUCAGGAGGCAGUUAUGGAUCGGGUGAAAUUUCAGAGAAUUUAUCAGUUUGCAAGGCUGAAUUACACCAAAGGCGCCACAUCCAGUAAACCAGAAGCACCCGGAGUCUAUGACAUGGAUGGUAGAAAUAGUAAUACACUCCUUAAUUUGGAUCCUGAAAAUGUUGUAUUUUAUGUUGGAGGUUACCCACCUGAUUUUAAACUUCCUAGUCGACUAAAUUUCCCUCCAUACAAAGGUUGUAUUGAAUUAGAUGACCUCAAUGAAAAUGUUCUAAGCUUGUACAACUUCAAAAAAACGUUCAAUCUCAACACAACUGAAGUGGAACCUUGUAGAAGGAGGAAGGAAGAGUCAGACAAAAAUUAUUUUGAAGGUACAGGCUAUGCUCGAGUUCCAACUCAACCACAUGCUCCCAUCCCAACCUUUGGACAGACAAUUCAGACCACCGUGGAUAGAGGCUUGCUAUUCUUCGCAGAAAACCAGGAUCACUUCAUAUCUCUAAAUAUAGAAGAUGGAAAGCUCAUGGUGAGAUACAAACUGAAUUCAGAGCCACCAAAAGAAAGAGGAGUUGGAGACAUCAUAAACAACGGGAGAGAUCAUUCGAUUCAGAUCAAAAUUGGAAAACUCCAAAGGCGUAUGUGGAUAAAUGUAGACUCUCAAAACACUAUAAUUGAUGGUGAAGUAUUUGAUUUCAGCACAUAUUAUCUGGGAGGAAUUCCAAUUGCAAUCAGGGAAAGAUUUAACAUUUCUACGCCUGCUUUCCGUGGCUGCAUGAAAAAUCUGAAGAAAACCAGUGGUGUCGUUAGAUUGAAUGAUACUGUGGGAGUAACCAAAAAGUGCUCAGAAGACUGGAAGCUUGUGCGAUCUGCCUCCUUCUCCAGAGGCGGACAAUUGAGUUUCGUUAAUUUGGGCUUACCGCUUACGGACCACCUCCAGGCCUCAUUUGGAUUUCAGACCUUUCAACCCAGCGGCAUGUUAUUAAAUCAUCAGACACGGACAAGUAGCCUGCAGGUCACUCUGGAAGAUGGUCACAUUGAAUUGAGCACCAGAGAUAGCAGUGGCCCAAUUUUUAAAUCUCCACAGACGUAUAUGGAUGGUUUACUGCAUUAUGUAUCUGUAAUAAACGACAACUCUGGACUACGGCUUCUCAUCGAUGACCAGCCUCUGAGAAAUAACCAAAGGCUAAAACGCAUUUCAGGUUCCGUGCAGUCUCUGCGUCUGGGCGGGAGCAAUUUUGAGGGCUGUAUCAGCAAUGUUUUUGUCCAGAGGCUAUCACUGAGUCCCGAAGUCCUAGAUUUGGCCAAUAACUCUCUUAAGAGAGAUGUGUCCCUGGGAGGCUGCAACUUAAACAAACCACCUUUCCUAAUGUUGCUUAAAGGUUCUACCAAGUUUAACAAGACCAAGACUUUCCAUAUCAACCAGCUGUUGCAAGACACACCAGUAGCCUCCCCAAGGAGCAUGAAGGUGCGGCAAGAUGCUUGCUCACUGCUUCCCAGGAUGCAGGCCAAUCAUGGAGCCCUCCGGUUUGGAGACAUUCCCACCAGCCACUUGCUAUUCAAGCUUCCUCAGGAACUGCUGAAAUCCAGGUCACAGUUUGCUGUGGACGUGCAGACAACAUCCUCCAGAGGGCUGGUGUUUCACAUGGGCACUAAGAACUCCUUUAUGGCUCUUUAUCUUUCAAAAGGACAUCUGGUCUUUGCACUGGGGACAGAAAGGAAAAAACUGAGGCUCAAAAGCAAGGAGAAAUGCAAUGACGGGAAAUGGCACACGGUGGUGUUUGGCCAUGAUGGAGAAAAGGGGCGCUUGGUUGUGGACGGACUGAGGGUCCGGGAGGGAAGUUUGCCCGGAAACUCCACCAUCAGCAUCACAGCACCAGUUUACCUGGGAUCAUCUCCGUCAGGGAAACCAAAGACCUUCCCCACAAAUAGCUUUGUGGGAUGUCUGAAGAAUUUUCAUCUGGAUUCAAAACCCUUGGAUACCCCUUCUUCAAGCUCAGGGGUGUCUUCCUGCCUGGGGGGCCCUUUGGAGAAAGGCAUUUAUUUCUCUGAAGAAGGAGGUCAUGUCAUCUUGGCUCACUCUGUGUUGUUGGGGCCAGAAUUUAAGCUUGUUUUCAGCAUCCGCCCAAGAAGUCUCACUGGAAUCCUGAUACACAUCGGAAGUCAGCCGGGGAAGCACUUAUGUGUUUACAUGGAGGCAGGGAAGGUCACGGCCUCUAUGGAGACUGGAGCAGGUGGGACCUCGACGUCGGUCACACCAAAGCAGUCUCUGUGUGAUGGACAGUGGCACUCCGUGGCAGUCACCAUAAAACAACACAUCCUGAGCCUGGAACUGGACACAGAUAGUAGCUUCACAGCUGGACGGAUGCCCUUCCCACCUGCCAGCACUCAAGAACCACUACACCUUGGAGGUGUUCCAGCCAAUUUGACGACACUGAGGCUCCCUGUGUGGAAAUCAUUCUUUGGCUGUCUGAGGAAUAUUCAUGUCAACCACAUCCCUGUCCCCGUCACUGAAGCCCUGGAAGUCCAGGGGCCUGUCAGCCUGAAUGGUUGUCCUGACCAGUAACCCAAACCUAUUUCACAGCUAGGAAAUUCAUCUUCAAAAGCCCUGAUUACCAAAUGCACCUCCCUCCCCAGCUCGAGAUCGUUCUUCACUCAAGACACCAACAAGACAGGUUUAAUAGCAAAUCUAAUUUUGAAUUCUGACCAAGGAUACCCAUCACUUUGACAUUCAGUGCUACAUGUGUAUUUUAUAUCAAAAUCCCUUUUCUUGAAGAUAAAAAAUUGUUAUUCAAAUAUGCACAGAAUGUUUUUGGUAAUAUUAAUUUCCACUAAAAAUCAAAUGUCUUUUAAGAAAUAUUCUUUCUACUUGUUAAAAAAAUUAAAUAUAUUUUAAAGCACUUUAAUAAUAUGAAACUUUCAUAUCUGUUAAAGGGUUAUAAUUUAUGGAUUAAAACAUGCAGUGUAGUCUUUAAA